AUGAUGACUGGUAAUGUAAACCCAGAAUAUCGGUAUCUCAGUAUACUUGCGAAAACUUGGAAUGAAGUUUAUUUGGCUGAAAAUCUGUAGACAAAGCAAAAGUGUUGUAUAAAGCAAGUGCUGAUUGAUGAGUAAUUGAGAGAGAGGUUUUAGUAGGAGAUUUAGAUCCUACAAAAAAUAAAAGUUUAUCCACAUCCAAACAUUAUAUCCUUUGAGGAUAGUUUCUAUUAUGAGAAGGUGACCACACAUGAUAAAGUACUCAUUCAUCUCUUAAAUGCAGGCAAUCACCUUCGGCUGUAUUGUCAUGGAAUUGGGCAUCACCAACUUAUAGCAAUACAUCUCCUCCAAAAAGUAAUCAGAUCCCGAAUUCAGAUUUCAGGAGUAUGAAGUGGCUGAUUUCUUUGCCACUAUGAUCAAAGCGCAUUCGCAUCUCCAAGAAAUUAAAAUAGCACACAGAGAUAUCAAACCAGAGAAUAUUAUACUUUUCAAUGACGAAAAUCUAUUGUUUAAAGUUUGCGAUGUAAGUCUCCUCAUUUAACGCAGGUUGGUUUUGGUACUGAAAUUAUUGACGAGGAAUCAAGAUCAAGAACCAUCGGAGGCACCGUUUUAUACUAAGCUCCAGAAGUCUAUCGAGCUUACAAAAGAAGAAAGCAUCAAGCCAAGUACAAUCCUUACAAGAGUGACGUUUUCUCACUUGGAUUGGUCUUCCUGUUGUUUGCUACCUCUCAAAAUAUGACAAAACAGGUAUCAUACCCAAUUUUCAUAUUAGUAAAGAGAAGAAUUGUUUGAUGACGAAGUGAAGCUCUACAAUUAUUUAAGAGAAAAACGAAAGCAAGUCAAAGAAUUGUACCCCAGGAUCAAAGGGGUUUCCAAAAUUCUGAAGCUCAUGUUGGACAUCUCUCCUGAUCAGAGAUACGACUUCUCACAACUGAGUCAAAUUAUUGAAGAAAGAUCCUAUUUGGAAGUUAAAUCUGUAUGUCAUUCCUCAUUUAAAAUAGCCUGCCAAAAUCAACCACAAACAUCUAUAAUCCAUCUCCAAUUUGGACAAUCUAUAAUUGGAUAUUAAAAAUAAGGAGGAUGUGCAAUUGGAUCUUAAUGGAAUGCAGAACAAGUCACAAGACGAUUUACUUAAAUUCUUAGAAACCAUAGCAUAGCAAGUUAAAAAUUUUUAAAUGAUCACUUUACAAAUAAAAUUGGAGAUGAGUUGUUUGAAUGUGAGAACCAUCGCACCCAUCGAAAAGAUUUUGAGUAGAGCUCAAAAGUUGAAAGAAUUGCAAUUGCAUCUAUGGAAGUAUGAGUCUUCUUUCUAUUUAUAGUAAUAAAUUGGGCAAUUUGGGAUUGCUGUUCUUAACUAAGGCCAUUAUGAAGAUGAGUGAAUUGAAGCGAUUAACCUUGGAACUACCUAAUAAUUAAAUCUCUGAUGAGGGCAUUAAUAAUUCAUUGCCCCUUUUAGAGGGACUUGUUCAAAUGGAAGAGUUGAAAUUGGAUUUCGGAUUGUAUUAGUUCUUCUAAAUUAAUUAAGAAAUCAUCUACCUAUGGAUUGUUGUGAAGCAUUUUUUUCACUUAUAAGUGCCAUGCCAAAUCUGAAAAAGCUCGAUUUAGGUCUCGAAAGUAAUUAGAUGAAUUAAGUGCUCUCUAAAUUGCUGAGGUAAUCAAUGAAGCGAUUGCCACUCCUUACUCAAUUGACCAUUAAUUUUUCUAAGUACUUCUUAUCGUUUAAAAGCAGCAAUCCUAUGCACAAUGAGGGUUUUUCUGAUCUUGGAGAGAGCAUAUCCGAGUUGGAGAAUUGCGAAUUGGUACUUUGGGGAUCUCAAAUCAAAGAUUUGGGAGUUGAGGAGUUUGCCAAGGGACUGUCCAAAUGCGAGAAGGUUAAGCAUUUAAAUUUGACUUUGUGGAGCAAUCAAAUUACAAAGAAGGGAUGCGAAUCUUUGGGUUUGGUGUUACCAAGAUUGCAGAAGUUGAGUACUUUAGUAAUUGAUUUGUCCAAAAAUCGUAUAGAGGAUGAGGGAGUCAGAUUUUUGGCAAAGGCCAUUUAUGAGAUGUAGCAAAAAUUGAGAGAAUUAAAAUUUUGGAUUGAGAAGUGAGUGCAAUACAUUAAAACUUAGUGUGUCGUGUUCUUCCUUUGGAUUGAGGUAUGUCAAUAGGUUUUUGGUGACGCAAUAGAAGUUGAGGAGCAUCAGUCUGAAUUUCAGGUCGAACUAAAUUGGAUUGGAUGGAAUGGAGUUGCUGUACAAUGGCUUCGGUUAAGCUACUUAGUUAGAAACAGUAAACUUGAUUCUUGAUCAGUAAUCAAUUAAUUGGAAAUUAGCAAUCCAUUAGGGGAUGAAGGUGUGAACACUUUGUUUAAGGGGUUGUGUAAGUUGAAGGAGUUGCAGAGGUUGUUUCUGAGUCUUGAGAGUGUUCAGAGUUCUGGGAAUUCGGUGACUGUGAUGUUGUCUUCAAUUAAGUCUUGGUCUGAAUUGAGAGAAUUGCAUGUCAAUUUCAUGAAGUACAUAUGCGAAUUACGUUAGAAAUGAUACUGACUUGGCUGACGACAUCAAUUUGAGGAACCGACUGUUGGAGAUAUAGUCGAAUGCGAAAAUUAAUAUUGAAUUAAAAACUAUAAAUUAAUAAAUAAAGUGAUUAAUGAUCU
Molecule: messenger RNA, 2632 nt
Organism: Paramecium octaurelia
Lineage: Eukaryota; Ciliophora; Oligohymenophorea; Peniculida; Parameciidae
Source: the annotation of a GenBank genome assembly